ACACUCAAAACUCAUUAUCCAGUUCUUCUCAACAAUGGAGUUUUCCAAGUCAUGUUCUUCUCACCAUGUUCCAGUUAUGGUCGUCUUAGCUUUGAUGUCAUUGAUGAUGUUGUUGUUGCCUGUUAAUGGACAGACCAUCAACAAUCCAUGCACUCCGGCUAUGCUUACCACUUUCACUCCUUGCUUCAAUUUCCUCACCAAUAGCAGUGCCAACGCCACGUCGCCCAGCGCCGCUUGUUGUAACGCUCUUAAAAACCUCACGAGCAGUAGCAUGGGUUGCACGUGCCUCAUCGUCACAGGAAGUGUACCUUUCCGGCUUCCGAUUAACCGGACCCUUGCCGUCUCCCUUCCUCGAGCUUGUAACAUGCCUAAUGUUCCCCUCCAAUGCAAUGCGCCCCGUGGUGCACCUAUUCCUGCUCCAGGUCCAGUCUCUCUAGCACCCAAACUCUCCCCUGGAGCUUCACCAUCUUUAAGCCCCCAAAGUCCCAUUGUGCCGGAACCGACACCAUCUGCCGAGGUGCCUGAUUCCGGCACCACACCGGCUCUAACUCCACCAUCGUCCACAGCAGGUUCGGGAGCCCCGACGGCCGCAACGGGGAGCCGCCCUGUUCUCACCCCAUCAGCUGCCAACCCCGCUUACAGUUUCUCACCAUUCCUUUUGGUGUUCACAUUGGGAUUUGUGAUUUUCAAGUACUAAUUAUAUAAUAUGUAUUGAUUGAUUUGUUUGGUGAGCGGUAUUCUUUUAGUGGCUUGAACUGAAAACCAUUGUUUUGCCUUUUAAGAGCUAAUAUUGGGUGACUUUACAUUUUAUAUAAAAUAUACAUAUUAGUGUAAUUUUUAUUUAUUGAGUAAUAAAAUUUGUUUUUUUA
Gossypium raimondii (Peruvian cotton) is the source of this 869-nucleotide messenger RNA. RefSeq names its product non-specific lipid transfer protein GPI-anchored 20. The coding region runs from base 35 to 697 and encodes 220 amino acids. The record is from RefSeq and is a predicted model, not a curated record. Lineage: Eukaryota; Viridiplantae; Streptophyta; Magnoliopsida; Malvales; Malvaceae. The transcript is spliced from 3 exons.